This is a messenger RNA of Orbicella faveolata, 2350 nucleotides long. RefSeq lists its product as uncharacterized. The record is from RefSeq and is a predicted model, not a curated record. Lineage: Eukaryota; Metazoa; Cnidaria; Anthozoa; Scleractinia; Merulinidae.
CUACGUCAUUACGGAAAAACACUUUAUAAAUGAAAAUGUAUUCAAAAAAAACUAAUUAGUUGUCAUUAGCAAAGUAUGUCGUCACAAAAGAUUGUUUUUAAAUUAAACAAAUUCAUCACGAUUUACCGCUUUCAUUUAUUUACAAAAUCUUUGACAAAAUCUAAGUACAGGUCGGCAACCUUUAAACAAGGAUUCUCUUGCAAAGUGCUUGUAUACUUUCCUCCCGUAACAGAAAAAAAACCAAACACAGAGGGUUACCAUUUUUGAUUCACAGUGUGACCUUACAGCCAGUUUUCAGGUAUUGCCAGUUCGUGCCAUCAUCUCUAAGGUGCUUUAACAAACUUUAAGUGAACAACGCUUACUUUAUAUGCUAUGGAUACAAGCUGAGAGCCAAGUGCAGUAAGACGACAGAGAGUUGAAUCUUUUCAAUCGAAAACAUGCUUCAAAGGAAUCAAGAUAUAUGGAAUAUACGACAGCUUUGGAAUGAAGAAUAAUUGCGUUUGGAAAGGCCGAGAAUCCAUUCGGAACUAAUUUUUUGUAGCACAGACCGGAGGCGGAAAAGAUUUCUUGCGUAAUUCUUACAAAUGAUCGUCGAAAUGGGGUUGACUACUUCAAAGGUUACACAUGACAACUCUGAAGAAAACUCUGUAUCGAGAGACAGCGACCUAUUGCCGACUAUUCUUCCUCUGGGCAAAACAGUACGAGUGCACUUAGUGCCUAAGUUUUACACUUCAGAAGAAAGAGGUUUCACGAGAAGUUAUUAUUUAUCAAUAACGCUUCAAAGAGUUAGGGAUUUAUACGACGCCACUGUUGGUAUUACAGCAAGGGUAGAGUUCCACGAGCGACGACGAAGUCUUUUUGGAAACUCGUCUUUUAUUCGUCGCGAACGACUUUCGCGGUCUCAUACGGUGACGGUAAAUUCAAUCGACGGCCCGGACAUUGAAGUAAAGCAGGUCACACUGAAAGAAAAUGACUCUCUCAGGAUCAUUGGAGUAUUCACGAGGAACUUAAUAAGCAUUCCAGACUUAACAAGUUGUGAUUCUUUUGAUCUUAUUCUGUGCCCUAGUUUUAGAAUAAGAAGCGAGCGUUCAGAGUGGCUCUUGUUAGGAACAAUGUACACUAAACACGCGAACUGUAAACAUAUGCGACAUUGGAGGGCUGCUGUCAGAGGUGACUACACAUGAUUCAGCAUUUCUGACACCGAUUUUUCACAUUUUCUAAUAAAACCUAUAUUAGACAUCUAAAUGUCAAAGUUGUGUUUUUUAUUUUCGUUGAAGACCUUGCCUGCUUUUAACAAUUUGGUUGCAAACGAUUGCUAAAAAUUCGUCUGUUUUUGCGAACUUUUUCGGUGCUCAAAAAUGUCCUCCCCCCCCUAAUCAAAGAUGGGUAUAAGUAUAGAAAUAUCGAUUUUCAAUAACAGAACAAUCAUAUUUCAAUACGCUUUUUUUAAAUGCUGUAUUCCUCGUCAAAACUUCGCUCUUGGCAAAUAAGUAUCGAUAUGUAAAUAUCCUUUCCAGUCAAGCGUAUCUUGUUUUAAACUUCGAGGUGAAUUGUAAACUAGCGAGGGUUUUGCAGUUGCUUUCCGUGGCAGAAAGUUGUUACAGCUGUUGUCGUUUUAUAUCACCUCCCGGACUGGACACCACUCUAUGAAUUCCAGGUGUAACUACAAUCGAAAGUUUUCUAAAAGUAUGUUUUGCUAAUUACAUCUACGUUUACAUACACGGACGGGUGAUUGCAUGAACUAGUUCUUAUGAAAUCUCAAGACGCGUUGUCGACUUUUGAUUUCUGAAAAUCUCAUGAAAAAGUCGUUUCAGAAAAGCUCUUUCCUUGGAAGAAUAAUCUAGCUGUAAUUAUUCUAUAUAAUUAUCCACCACUUCUAUUAUUUUAUUAUCAUAGAGAUGGGCAGUUCGUUUGUCCUGCAUAAUGCAUUUGACCUCAUGGCAAACACAAAGGACCAAUGUUUGCUCAUUGAAAUCGUGACCCUAACUACAAAGUAAAAGAAACAAAGCGACUUGUCUAUGAUCUAGUAUAUAAAAGCUUAUAUCAAAAUGAGCCGUUGAUAUGUCGCCUGAAAUACUAAGGCAUUUGCUGUCGAAUACAAAAGCAAUUAUUUUUACUGUUGAAUUGUGUUCUAUUGUUUAAGCCAAGAAACGCGGGCAAAUUAUUUUUCCUUUUAUGAAAAAGUCAGCUUUGCGGUUAGAAGCGGUUAUUGUGACGAUAUUUUAUGUCUUACAGGAAGUGUAUCGGGCCGUGCAUGUAAGCCCUUAUGCAGUCCUGUAGCUGUGCCGGCAAGAUGGCGCAAUCUUGACCGCUCAGGAUUACCCACUGUGUCCCGCGAGAAAAUGAUGUU